Molecule: messenger RNA, 1020 nt
Organism: Mesorhabditis belari
Lineage: Eukaryota; Metazoa; Nematoda; Chromadorea; Rhabditida; Rhabditidae
Source: the annotation of a GenBank genome assembly
AUGGAUCAAGGAAAUGUCAAGGCGAGCGCUGGAGCUGCCAUUCGAAGCCGUUCUCGACGGGCCAAGACAGAGGGAACGAAUCGUGAGAUGAAAGGCUUGUCUCGACGAUUAUCGCUUGGAUCUAAGAGAACCGCCGUCGUUCAGAUCAUUUCAAGCCAAGUUCAAUCUGCACGCCAAGCAGCUCGACAGUCACUGGAUUCUUUCUCUACAGGCCCCUUAUUCGAGGAGAAUGAUUUAGCACGCAUUGAAGAUGCUUUGUUUCAAGCUCAUCUCACAGGCAAAUCGGCCGUUAAAGCUAUUACUGACGAUUUGAAAGAAAUAGAAGAUCUCGUGGCACAAAUUGAGAAGAGGGAACUUGAUGAAUUUUCCUCUCGGACUGGUUUGCCGGUGGCAGCGGUGAAGAUUGCUGGAAGAUUCGAGUUUGGUCCUGAAUAUGAAGAUGGAAUGUGCGAUCGUCUUAAGUCCGUUUGCAUUGUUUGCAAAUAUAAACUACGGUGUCAAGAGGACAAAUUUGGGGAUUGGGGAACGCAGCUUCUGAAAUUUGUUGACUUUGUCAUUUCACGCAAACACUUGUUACACUUUCUCCGUAUUUUUUGGAGAUUGAUGGGUGAUGUCAUGAGUGAAACUGAGAAAGAAAAUGGAUGGGUGACGGUGAAAGGAUUGGCAUAUAUCGCAAUGGCCCAAGCACCUCUGAUGAAUAACAAACCUUCACUUGUUGCUGCUGCCAUUAUGCGGAUAGCUCUUCACCUGUUUUUUAAUCGUGGUCAACUACCGGAGGAUAAAGUUCUCGAAGUCAUCUCGAGCCUUCUACAUGAAGAAAGUCAAUACGUGCCGAUCGCCACAAAGCUUUUAGAUUGGGUUUUGUCUGGGAAGAUGACAUCUAUUCCAAAGAUCAUUCGUGUGUUUGAAGCCAAUCAAUAUCAUCCCACAAGGCCAUCAAAGCAAAUUCAGUUCGGUUUUCGUGAAAUUCACUGGGCAACCUGCAAGCAAAAACUAGCUCAACUAACUUGCAUUCUGGUC